AUGGCUGAACAGAACUUCUCCGCCGCACUGGCGACAUGGAAGGAAAUCAACCUCUCCGACCUUCAGAAGACCCUCGACACGACUGCAGUCGAGCUCGUGGACAACCAGAAGGAGAACUUGGUUGGAAGAAAGAAGCUUGCUGAGCAGACCCGAGAGUUCAAGAAACUCCCAGACGAUGCCGAGAAGUUCUCUGCUAUCAAGGUCCUUCUCAAGGCCUACCAGGGCGAGAUCGACUCUCUCACGCGCCGCUCAAAGAUGUCGGAAACAUCCUUCUUGAACGUGUACAAGCUCCUUGCAGAUGCGCCCGAUCCUUAUCCGUUACUGGACGCAGCAGUCGAUCAGACUGUUAAGGUGGCGGAAGCGCGAAUGAUGGAGAGUGAAAUGGCGAGGCUGAAGGAAGAGAAUGCAGAGUUGAAGAAGACUGUGGGAGAAAUGAGUGGGCUGGAGGAUAAGAGGAAGAAGGCGGAAGGCAAGGUGGAGCAGUUGGAGGCAAAGAUGGAUGAUCUGAUCCAGGAGCGAGUCACUCAGAAGGAGAAUGAGCUCAAUGCGGAGUAUGAUGAGCGAAUGAGGAACUAUGAGGACCGGGAGAAGGGUCUGCAUCGGCAAGUGGAGACUGUUAAGCAGCAGCUCCGAGAUCUUCACACUUCGAAUGAGAGUGCUGAGGCCAAGCUCUUGAACGCUUCUCAACGACAGGAGCAAGAUGUUGCAGCUCGUCUGGCCGAGCUUGACAUGGUCGCUGCCGAUCUCGCCCGUGCGAACGAGCGCGUAGCUACAGUCGAGCGUCGAAACGAACUACUCCGAUCCGAAGUCGAGUCCGUUCGCUCAGGCUCUCAACAAGCCGAAAAGGUCAAAUCCCUCGAAUCCCAGAUCACCGAGCUCGAGCUCGAAACCUCCCGUAUCCUCGCCACUCUCGAUUCCGCCAAAGAUGCCAAAGCCCAAGCCGAGAAGCGCGCCAAAAAGCAAGCUGAAGACGCGCAAGCUGUCAUUGAUGCGCAGAAGGGUGAGAUUGAGGGAUUGAAGGAGAGGCUGAAGGGGUAUGCAGACUACGACGAGGUGAAGAGAGAGUUGGAGAUUAUGAAGUAUGUCGAGUUCUCCGGCGCCGACUUUGGAGACGCUGGAGAAGACGACGACGAGCCGCAUCUCCCGGACCCCAACGCUACUGUCGCCAAUAAGCAACAGGUCCAAUCCCUUGAAUCACUACUCGUGUCAAAGAACCGCCGGCUUCUGGAGGACCUCACAAAGCUGCGAGUGUCGUGGGAAGAGCUUUCGGUGGAGCAUGCCAAGGCGGAUGAUGUGAUUGAAGGGCUGCAGGUGGAUCUCGCCAGGCAGCGAGAGCUGGUAGAGAAACUCGAGGGAGAUUUGAUGAUGCUCGAUGGAAAGGAAGACAGAGGUGGUAGUGGAACGCCGGUUGGACUGGCUGGCCUCGACAUCGGAGGCAAGACUGAAAGCCGCUCGUCACCCGCCCCGAGCGCACAAGACACCUCCAUCCUCCCAAUCGUCACCUCUCAACGCGACCGCUUCCGUCAGCGCAACGCUGGACUCGAGGAAGAACUCCGCAAACAAUUCGAGACCAUCUCUGACCUGCGAGCAGAGGUCAAGGCGCUCCAAACGGACAACUUGAAGCUGUACGAGAAGGUGCGGUACAUAGGUUCGUAUAGAGAUACCGCGAGUGCGGGGGCGGGGUCGAGCUCGUAUCCUCCCUCGAGUAGUAGGGGUGGAGGUCUAUUGAAUGGCGUACUGGGGAGAAGGGAUGAGGAGAUUGGGAAGUACAAGGAUAAGUACGACGAGUCACUCAAUCCGUUCGAAGCCUUCAAGGGGAGAGAAGCGCAGAGGGCGGUCCAGGCGCUCAAUCCUCUAGAUAAAGGUGUAUUCGCGUUGACGAGAGCGAUCGUGGGUAACAAGCGGGCGAGGAAUUUGUUCAUCUUGUAUGCCGGAAGCCUGCACGCGUUAAUUCUCUUUGUGCUGUGGAACGGUAUGGCGGCGAGUGAUUCAUCAUCACAUCCACCUGUAACUAUCCAUCCGUGA
This is a messenger RNA of Cryptococcus amylolentus CBS 6039, 2025 nucleotides long. RefSeq lists its product as hypothetical. Gene Ontology annotation, cellular component: Golgi membrane. The transcript is spliced from 7 exons. Gene Ontology annotation, biological process: intra-Golgi vesicle-mediated transport. Bases 1 to 2025 code for a protein of 674 amino acids. Lineage: Eukaryota; Fungi; Basidiomycota; Tremellomycetes; Tremellales; Cryptococcaceae. The record is from RefSeq and is a predicted model, not a curated record.